Messenger RNA from Salmo salar (Atlantic salmon), 573 nucleotides. Lineage: Eukaryota; Metazoa; Chordata; Actinopteri; Salmoniformes; Salmonidae. The record is from RefSeq and is a predicted model, not a curated record.
GUAACCACCGGCUGUAUUCACCAGACAGUGAUUUAUAUACGACUACAUGAUCGUCCUAUUUCACCGACUGGCACUGAGCUGCUGUUCAAAUACAAUCAAACUUUAUUUAACAAGCGUUUACGAUACAUAAUACAAGGAAAUAAUAAUAUAUUUAAUCUGUCUGUCGUUCCGUCUGUUUCAGAGCUCCUUGGUUCUGCUAAGAGGGUUAACGUCAACUUCCAGGAUACAGACGGGUUUGCUCCGCUGCACCAUGCUGCUCUCAGUGGGAACCUGGAGCUCAUCUCUCUGCUGUUGGAGUCACAAGCCGCCGUGGACAUCAGGGACCAGAAGGGGAUGCGUCCACUGCACUACGCGGCGUGGCAGGGGAAGGCGGAGCCUAUGAAGAUGCUGCUGAAGUCUGGUUCGUCGGUCAACGGCCAAUCAGACGAGGGACAGAUCCCUCUGCACCUAUCGGCGCAGCACGGACACUACGACGUGUCUGAGAUGUUGCUCCAGCAUCAGUCUAAUCCGUGUAUAGUGGACAACGCAGGAAAGACUCCUCUCGAUCUGGCCUGUGAGUUCGGCAGGGUCGGG